Pogona vitticeps (central bearded dragon) is the source of this 693-nucleotide messenger RNA. Lineage: Eukaryota; Metazoa; Chordata; Lepidosauria; Squamata; Agamidae. The record is from RefSeq and is a predicted model, not a curated record.
GUUCAUAACUUCAUGGAAGUCUGCUGGGAGAAGUGUGUGGAGAAACCAGGCUCCAAGCUGGACUCCAGGACCGAAACCUGCCUAGCCAAUUGCGUCAACCGCUUCGUAGACACGACACUGUCCGUCACCAAUCGCUUUGCGCAGAUUCUGCAGAAAGGAGGACACGGAUAGUCCAUCAGAGGUCCGCUCGGGUCCACGGAUAUAGCGGAGCGGUCUCUCAAGACCCUGACCUGCUCACAAAUUCUACCUCAGUGCAGAAAUGGCCAGCCGGUCCCUUUCGUGGAUCUAUCACCUCUCCUGAGUGGCACUGAACCAGGUCAAAGCUCUUGAUUUACAGGCAGACUAAUCAACUGGGAAGAGUAUCCUAAACAAGUGGACUGCCUGUCAGAAAAUCUGGUUUUUUUUCUUUUUUUCUUUUCCAGUGGCAGGAUAAUCAGCAUAAGAUAGCUUGUUCGUGAAAAUUCAAAAUCUAAAGUACUUCCUUGUUAGGAAAUAAUUGAAGUGUUUGCAACUCAAUGCUGAAAUAAUUUUGUUUUGUACUUUAUUCACCAGCCCAGGGACAACUCUUGUUCACUGCCUGUGUAAUGCUCCUUUCUCUGCAUCUUUACACCUGCAUGGUUUAAAAAAAGUGGUUCACUGCAGAAGCAAUGUUAAAAUCCAGUUAUCAGUAAAAAAAUGUGAUUACAGUUCAAA